Molecule: messenger RNA, 1363 nt
Organism: Clupea harengus (Atlantic herring)
Lineage: Eukaryota; Metazoa; Chordata; Actinopteri; Clupeiformes; Clupeidae
Gene: ccdc167
Product: coiled-coil domain containing 167
Source: RefSeq, a predicted model, not a curated record
CUGACGAAGUCUCUUCUUCGUUUACCGCAGUUCCUUAUAGCAGUGAGGUUCGCUCGUUGGCUUUAGGUGUGUUUUGGUGGCGUACAAGUUUACUGUCAACGGGUCGAGGGAAGUUAUGGUGAAAGAUGACUAAGACAAAGGAGAAAAAAAAGGAAAAUAUAAGUGUGGCCAGCGAGAUCGAUCGAAUAGAGGACCGCAAGUCGCGAUGCAACGACCUCCUUGACAGAGCGGAGUUCAGACGCAGAAAAGAGGAGCUUACUGAUGAGGACAGUAAACUGUUGGAAGAUGAGAUGACGCUGAUGACGGAAAGAAUACAGAAAUAUGAUCACGAACUGGAGAUCCUGAGAGGGGAGAACAGGAGGAACAUGGUGCUCUCCGUCGCUCUGCUGGCCAUCAGCGCUCUCUUCUACUACACUUUCGUCUAUUGAGGAAAAACAUCCAUUUAAGAACUAAACAGUAAAGCCAACUCGGUUAUCUUCUCCUUUCCAUCUACCGAAUGCCAUCUCACAUGGAUACCCACAGGAUUUCUAAAGGCCUCUCAUUCACCAAAUUCCACCGUUUCAUUUCCUCAGACGCUUUCAUAUAUUCAUUCACUCUGACAUUUCUCGACUCCCAUGCUCCCCCAUUGACCGUAGACCAGUCUGCACUGACACGGAGUUCUGACUCCACUGCCAAAGACCAGAAGCCCACAUUUACAGAACUAGAGAGCAGCACAUACCUUUUGUGGCCUAUGGUAUUCCCAGAUGUCCCAAUGUCAUUCCAGUCUUCCGCACACUUGUGCCAAAACAUAGAUUAUAUUUCACUGAGAAAUGGAUGAUCUCAAAGAUGGAUUGGCUGGAUCUUUACAACAACAAAAAAAUCCUUCAAUACUGGAAUCAGGAUUAUAACGGUCACUGAACUUUAUGACAUUCAAAUUCUGUUCAAGUACAGGAAUAUAAGUCUAUUUUGCACUUUUGGUUCUUUGAAAGUAUGAAGGUAGCAGUCACCUGCAUUCAUUGUCUCUGCAGCUUCCCAUUUCAUUUCUAAUCAGUGUAAUAAGAUGUGUUAUAUUUCUUUUACUGACUGUGUAGCUGUUGUUUACUAAGUGACGGAUUGAUGUGGUUGAGGAGAAGGCCAAAGCUCUGUACUGAAUGUAUGGGGCUUAUUUUAUUACUGAAAUAUUUCCUUUAGGUACAUACAUUAAUGAAAUGGGUCUCGUUUUGUAAGACAUACCACAACAAUGGGUCACUUUUUUGCAUGUUUAUUUUCCACUGGACUUGGGCAUCAAGUCCUAAACUACAUUUUGCUCUGAAAUGGAAACCCCUCCACUCAGCAUAAACAGACCCUCAUGAGGGAAAUAAAAACAGGGAAAAGUUGAACGAAA